This is a messenger RNA of Chinchilla lanigera (long-tailed chinchilla), 2935 nucleotides long. It is a transcript of the gene Slc22a3, whose product is annotated as solute carrier family 22 (organic cation transporter), member 3. Gene Ontology annotation, molecular function: transmembrane transporter activity. Gene Ontology annotation, biological process: transmembrane transport. Gene Ontology annotation, cellular component: membrane. The record is from RefSeq and is a predicted model, not a curated record. NCBI's taxonomy places the organism in Eukaryota, Metazoa, Chordata, Mammalia, Rodentia, Chinchillidae.
CUGGAGGCGGCCAACAGCAGCGCGGCGCUCAGCUGCGCCGACCCGCUCGCCGCCUUCCCCAACCGCUCCGCGCCCCUCGUGCCGUGCCGCGGCGGCUGGCGCUACGCCCAGGCCCACGCCACCAUCGUCACCGAGUUUGAUCUUGUCUGUGUCAAUGCAUGGAUGCUGGACCUCACCCAAGCCAUCCUGAACCUAGGCUUCCUGGCUGGGGCAUUCACAUUGGGGUACGCAGCAGACAGGUAUGGCAGAAUAGUCGUUUACCUAAUAUCCUGUUUCGGUGUGGGUGUUACUGGUGUUGUGGUGGCAUUUGCACCAAAUUUCCCUGUGUUUGUGAUCUUCCGCUUCCUACAAGGUGUGUUUGGAAAGGGGACAUGGAUCACUUGCUACGUGAUUGUGACAGAAAUAGUAGGUUCAAAGCAAAGGAGGAUUGUGGGAAUAGUGAUUCAAGUGUUCUUCACCCUUGGAAUCAUAAUUCUCCCUGGAAUUGCCUACUUCAUUCCUAAUUGGCAAGGGAUCCAGCUAGCCAUAACGCUGCCCAACUUUCUCUUCCUCCUUUAUUACUGGGUGGUUCCUGAAUCUCCCCGCUGGCUCAUUACUCGGAAGGAAGGAGACAAAGCAUUAAAAAUUCUGAGGCGCAUUGCUAAAUGCAAUGGGAAAUAUCUCUCGUCAAGUUAUUCAGAGAUCACGGUUACAGAUGAGGAAGUUAGUAAUCCAUCCAUUUUAGAUCUGGUGAGAACUCCCCAAAUGAGGAAAUGUACACUUAUACUUAUGUUUGCUUGGUUCACAAGUGCAGUGGUGUACCAAGGACUUGUCAUGCGCCUGGGAAUCACAGGAGGCAACCUCUACUUAGACUUUUUGAUCUCUGGAGUCAUGGAGCUGCCAGCAGCUCUAUUGAUCUUACUGACCAUCGAGCCCAUUGGACGCCGCCUCCCCUUUGCAGCAGGCAACAUUGUGGCGGGGGUUGCAUGCCUUGUCACUGCAUUCUUACCAGAAGGAAUACCAUGGUUAAGGAAAACAGUUGCUACCCUGGGAAGACUAGGGAUAACCAUGGCCUUUGAAAUUGUUUAUUUGGUGAACUCAGAAUUGUACCCAACAACGUUAAGAAACUUCGGUGUUUCACUCUGCUCAGGUGUGUGUGACUUUGGAGGAAUCAUAGCCCCGUUCCUGCUUUUUCGGCUAGCAGCCGUGUGGCUAGAACUACCUCUGAUCAUCUUCGGUAUCCUAGCAUCGGUUUGUGGUGGCCUCGUGAUGCUUUUGCCUGAAACCAAGGGUAUUGUCUUGCCAGAGACAGUGGAUGAUGUUGAAAAACUUGGAAGUUCACAUCAACUUGGCAGGAAAAAGAAAACCCAGGUUUCCAGCUCUCACCUGUGAGACACCACCCCGCCACAAAGCCAGAGGAAGGAGCUGUUGGAGUCAACCCUCCUGGAGAGACUGAGCCUCCAGAGAUGUACCUGUGCGCUUCAGCAUCGUUACAUGGCACCCAUUCAAGUGUCUUUAGUAUCAUAUAAACACCUGCAGAUUAUGCAGAGUAUUUUUAUACAAUAUUGGGUGCUUUCUGAUUUAUCACACUAUUGAAGUUUCUGGGAGCACAUGAUACGUGGCUGGGUUAGCAAAGAACCAUCCUGGUUUUUUUUUCUGGUAUUGGGGUCAGCAGUCUCUGACUCAUUUGGUAAAAGAGCACUGAGAGAAACCCUACCUGAUCCUUAUCAGGCUGUGCAACCGAGGAUCCAGGAAAGCUGAGUGGAGAUCACAUCUGAUUAAAGGACACAGCACUGAAUGGAGCGUCAGGAAGAGUUCAUGCAGGAUGAUGAUUUUCCCAGGCCAUACCAGCCGAGCCUCUGCUUUCUCUGCUCCCUGAGUCCCAUGCCUUUGCAGCCUGGACAGGCCAGGUGUCCCUCCCACCCAGCUUCUCUGCAGCAUCUGGGGUUCCAGGCACAGGUUAGGCCUCAUUCUAUAAAUAAGCACAGGUCUGCUGUAUAAUUUGAGAAUUUGGCUCUAUUAUUUUAAAAUCAGGUUUGGGUCCUGAGAUUACUUGGAAUAUUUUUGAUAUCUUUUAGGGGACACCUAUAUAACCAGGGAAUUCAUUCUGUACAGAACAAAAUCCCUAGAAUAAUGAUUUCCUGUGUCUUAUGAUUUUAAAAGUAAAGGGAUAUUUAUGUUGUAUUUGUGAGUUCUAGUCCAAUGGUGCCUGUGGUCAAGAGUGAAAAAUACGGAUGGUUCUCAUUUAAUUCUGGUCCUUUGAUUUGUCUUGGAAAAAAAGCUUACAUUUUCACUUAAAGAAAAGGUCAGUUAUAUCCAGGCUUAAAAGGAAUUAGCAUCAGCUCUAUAAGUGACUAUUGAUACUAAUAAGAGAUUUGACCUUUCAUGUUACCAAGACUCUUGAAAUGUGGAAGUUAAACACAAUAUUUUGCUUUGUUUCCUCUUUGUAUUUUCAGAAUCCAACGUGUAUCUUAUGCUGAAUUUUUUAAUGAGAAACUUUGUGAGGAUAGGCAAAAUCGGUAACAAUGGAAACUUUGCCAAUGAGAAAGAAAUUUCUAUGAGGAGAAUAUACAUAUAUGUGAUAGUAUUAAGAUAUGUGUACUGUUGGUAAAAUAAACUUUGUGUGUGUGUGGUACUGGGGAUAGAACCCAGGACCUUGUGCAUGCUAGGCAGGUGCUCCACCACUGAGCUACUCCCAGCCUAAAAAUAAACAUCUUAAUCUUUAAAGUACAUCAGAAUUUCAUAUGGAUGUUCUAUUCAUCAACGAAGGAAACAGAGCUUUUUGAAGAUUUAAUGCUCCAUUCUUCCUGUAUUCACAGACACUGAUGUUUUGCUUUUCUUUGCGUCUCUUUGCUGUAAAAUGGCAGUUGCUUUUUGAUACUAUCACCUCUGAGUUGUACUUGGAAUUGACAUUUUUGUUUGAUAACAAUAAAAAAUUUAAAUUGUUAAAAAAAAA